AUGGCUUCGCUGUACCAGAGGUUCACGGGCAAGAUCAACACCUCGCGCUCCUUCCCGGCGCCCCCCGAGGCCAGCCACCUCCUGGGCAGCCAGGGGCCGGAGGAGGACGGCGCGGGGCCCAAGCCCCUCGGAGCCCCGGCGCCCGCGGCGGCGCCCCGGGAGCGCGGCGGAGUCGGCGGCGGCGGCGGCGGCGGCGGCGGCGGCGCGGGUGGCCGGCCCCGGUUCCAGUACCAGGCGCGGAGCGAUGGUGACGACGAGGACGAGCUGGUGGGGAGCAACCCUCCCCAAAGGAACUGGAAGGGGAUAGCGAUUGCACUCCUUGUAAUCCUGGUCAUCUGCUCCCUGAUUGUCACCUCGGUCAUACUGCUGACACCAGCGGAAGAUACUAGUCUGUCUCAAAAGAAGAAGGUCACAGUGGAAGAUCUCUUCAGUGAUGAUUUCAAAAUUCACGACCCUGAGGCUAAGUGGAUAAGUGAUAAAGAAUUCAUCUACAGAGAACAGAAAGGAAGUGUGAUCCUGCGGAAUGUUGAAACAAAUAUUUCUACAGUGUUAAUAGAAGGCAAAAAAAUUGAAUCAUUAAGAGCCAUCCGAUAUGAAAUAUCUCCAGAUAAGGAGUACGCUCUGUUUUCAUACAACGUGGAGCCAGUGAGUGUAGGGACUGAUGUCAGCAUUGCGGGGAGCCCUCCGUCUCCGUCCGCAGCACACGGAAGAGUGAGGCUUGGUCAGGCGCCUUCCCACAGCCGCUCUGAUGGCAGGAGGCGAGGCUGGCCUUCAGAGAAUUCUCCUGCCUCCUCUCCAGGGCCCAAAGCCACCCUGUCCCCCCUGGAAGUACGCCCAGACCUUUCCCCCUUUAUUCUGUGA
This is a messenger RNA of Odobenus rosmarus divergens (Pacific walrus), 861 nucleotides long. RefSeq names its product dipeptidyl aminopeptidase-like protein 6-like. The record is from RefSeq and is a predicted model, not a curated record. NCBI's taxonomy places the organism in Eukaryota, Metazoa, Chordata, Mammalia, Carnivora, Odobenidae. Bases 1 to 861 code for a protein of 286 amino acids. Gene Ontology annotation, molecular function: dipeptidyl-peptidase activity. The transcript has 6 exons.